CCAUGGUGUUCCCAGCGGUUGGUCACUGCACACGAGUCCUCUAGGUGUUCGCUACUAUGUACACGAGAGGAUAUUUCAUACAUCGGUCAAUGCAUUGUCGACGUCCUGCAGCUCUCUCCUACGAAUUUUUACCUACGAAGAUACUGUCUUACCAGAAGUCUGGCGAGAACUGACCGGGUUUCUGGAUAAUGUCAUCAGUUAGAUGCACGUCAAGGGAAUUACUCUCCCACCCAAAGUAGAUCUUGUUAUGAGCUUCGGACGGGAACUUGAGGAUGGCACCCAUUUUUGCGGAUAUUACUUUGUAGAUCACAUGCACUGUUCUAUCUUUUGGUUGGAUGGCUUUAAAGCUAGCGGGCUGUUGGGUGUCAAAGAUUACGACACCUCUGAGCCAUCCCAUCUUGCUCAUGUGAUAGAGGCUGAAUACUGGUUCGUUGUUACAGUGAUGCUCUUCAUCAUUUUGAUCAUGUAGAGGCUAAUAAUAGUCAGGUUGCAUUAUAGCUUGUUUCCCAUACAACAAGUGACCAGCGAUACAAUUGAAGAGGCCAAUGAUU
This is a messenger RNA of Desarmillaria tabescens, 551 nucleotides long. RefSeq lists its product as uncharacterized. Bases 203 to 469 code for a protein of 88 amino acids. The record is from RefSeq and is a predicted model, not a curated record. NCBI's taxonomy places the organism in Eukaryota, Fungi, Basidiomycota, Agaricomycetes, Agaricales, Physalacriaceae. The transcript has a single exon.